AUGAAUACAUCUUAUAUCAGCUUCAUUAUUUUUAUUUUAUUAUAUUGUCGGAGCACAUUUUUCAAAAAUAAAAAUUUUGUAGUGACAGCCUCACAAUUAACAAAGGAAUGUUUUAAUUGUGAUGUGGUUAAAAAAAAUAUCGCAUUUCCUCCUCUAAGGAGAUGUGUAUGUCUGAAUAAUUUAUUUGAAAAAGAUAAUGAAAAUAAGGAUGAAUUUAAUUCAUUGAAUUUAAAAUGUGAUAAAAGAGAAAAUUUUGAUUUUAAGAAUAAUCCUAACAUUUCAAAUCCUGAUUUUAUAUGUGACAUGCAAGUAUUAUUUCAAAAAUUUUCCUAUUAUUCAAUGGAAAGUGUGAUUGAUGGAAAUUAUAUAAAAAAUUUAAAUAAAAACACAUUUUGUUUUAUAUAUGAUUUACAUACUAUUUUUAAAUCCAGAGCAUUUAAAAAUGUUAAUGAAAUUGUUAAAAAAAUAACUAUAUUGAAUUCUUUUAAUUUCCUAGAAAAUAUUAACAAUUUAGAAAAAGAAAAUAAAAUUGAUAUCCUAAAAUCUAUUCCACCAAAGAUGAGGAAUAUAGAUAAAAAUGAAUUUGAUGAAAUUUAUAGAAGUUUAAUAAUGUUAAAAAAUAGAAUGCAUGUAGAAGUAUGCCUUUUUAAUAAUAAUUCUUUUUAUUUAAGUGAGACAGCAAGCUAUAUUUUAGAAGUAUUUGAUUUUUCAAAACAAUAUUUUUUAGAAAUUAACUCAUUAAGUAGCAAAGAUAAUUUUUUAAAUAUGUGCUCUGAAUUAUUAGAGUUAACUUUUAAAAAUUUAAGCGAAAUUUUUUCAAAAGAUUCUAAGGAUAAUAUAAAAUUAAAUAAAAAUAUAUGUGAUUUUUUAAAUAAAGAAAUUAAUGCGAUUAAUAUGCUUGCUAAAGAAGAAUUAAGAAAUAUAGAUUCAAAAUUGGAAGAUCUAUAUAAAUCCCAUUCAUUAAACAGAGAAAACUUUGAUCUUUUUUUUAGUAGUUAUAUAAUUAGAAAAUUAAAAGACUUAAAAAAUAAAUCAUUAAAAAUUAAUAGUUAUCAAAACUUACAACAAUUGUUUACCCCAUUUACUGAUAUGAAUGAGGCAUUAUUAAAAUAUUAUAAAACAAAAUUACAAUAUCUUAAUGUAAUGCAUAAAGAAAAGAAUGAAGCUGCUUUAAAAAAAUACUUAGAAGGUGAAAUGACCCCAGCUGAAAUGAUUUUAAUUAAUGAGGCUUUUCAAUCGUAUAAAAAGUAUAUUUUAUUAAAGAAAAAGUUAUUCUAUCUUAUUGAUAUUAUGAAAUUAAAUUACAAUAAUAAAAAAUUUAUAAGACAUGCUUAUAGUAUUGGUAAAGAAUAUGCAAAUAGUAAUAUAUUUAAAGAGAAAAUAGAUGAGAAUUUAAAAAAUAUUGAUGAAAAAUUAAAAAUAAUUCAAGGAAAAAAAAGUAUAGCAAAUAUAUUUAUAAGAAAUGUAGAACAGUGUCGUUUAUUAAUAGAAGAAUUAAAUAAAACUGGAUAUUUUUUAAAAAUUACAGAAAAAUAUGUAGAUGCUCUAAUCUCAAGUAGUACCCACAUAAAAGAAAAUUCUGAUAAUAAUAGAGAAACAAAUCUUAUUUUAAAACUUUUAAAAAAAAAAAAAAAAGUUAUGCUAGAUAAUAAUUUUAUGUCUGCAUAUUCUUUUCUUUUUUUUUACAAUUAUAUUUCUUUUAUUACGUUGUAA
Molecule: messenger RNA, 1713 nt
Organism: Plasmodium gallinaceum
Lineage: Eukaryota; Apicomplexa; Aconoidasida; Haemosporida; Plasmodiidae
Exons: 3
Coding region: 1-1713 (570 amino acids)
Source: RefSeq, a predicted model, not a curated record